AUGUCCGCUGUCUCGUCGAUCCACUUCGCUGCAGUGGUAGAAUGGUUUGACAAUAUGACGACCAACGGCAUCAAUAAGCAGCCCUCCCCAUUGGCCCCGUCAACCAUCCAUAUCACCACGCACAAUGCUUCGGGUCAAGCAACACUCCACAGUUCAGAGCAGGCGAAAUGGACGGCCUUCACAGACUUGAAGUUCGCCUCGGCGUCUCUGUAUACGACCACUGCCAUGCCGCCCGACCUCAACGACGACGCCGAUAUUAAGAGCUUUAAGGAAGUGGUUUCCCGAGGAGUUGUCCCUGCCGUGUUGCCCCAGGGCACCGUCUGCCGCUUCGUGGACUUCGAACCCAACGGCAAAGGCUUCAUGCAUCGCACCCAAAGUCUCGACUACGGCAUCGUCAUGGAGGGAGAAGUGGUUUUGGAACUUGACGAUGGGAGCGAGACGCACAUGACCAAGGGUGAUGUGGCCAUUCAGCGGGCCACUGUUCAUGCGUGGAGCAACCCGAACCCGACCGAGUGGGCAAGAGUCUUGUUCGUCUUGCAGCACUGUGAGCCACUCUAUGUGGGAGGCAAGAGAUUCAAAGAGGACCUUGGUGCCGCGAAUGGCCAUGUGCCCGAGAGUGCUAAUGAUCACGAGUAA
Molecule: messenger RNA, 636 nt
Organism: Exophiala xenobiotica
Lineage: Eukaryota; Fungi; Ascomycota; Eurotiomycetes; Chaetothyriales; Herpotrichiellaceae
Exons: 2
Coding region: 1-636 (211 amino acids)
Source: RefSeq, a predicted model, not a curated record